AAACACGCAGUAAUCUGAGACUUUGGACGCAUGCCACGGGUCCGGGAUAUAACUGCACCCACCUAACCAUUUAAGGUCGGAGAAAGACUCUGUGCACUGUGUGGUAUUUCAAUCAGCAAGCACAACAGGAAUAUUCAACCCUCUGUUCUCUGUCUUCCCCCUUUCGAGAACAUUCGGUGCAGUUUAUUCGUCAGAGGAUCAUUUGACGUGAAGCACGCAGGAGAAAAUAAAACCAGGAUUGCGCACAAAGGAACACUUUGGGGUUUUUGUGGGGCGCUAUAGGUAUCUCAGAUCUUUUGUGAAUGUCACAUUCUUUUUUUGCAACACAUGCUGUGUGCAAAUUGUCGUGUUUUGCACAAUUGGCGGUAAUGUUAUUUUGCAUAGGCUAUUAGUACAAGUGUAAAGGCGUGUCGAUUAGUUACCCAAACAUCUCAUCAUCAGAUGGUCGUUGUCUUUGAUGUCCCCCCUUUUGUGUGUGCUUGGGACGACUGCAGGUCCAAUUUAUCAACGUUGCGCAAGAAUCGUCCAAUGUAACAUUGUUUCGCUUUUGUGUUUCGUCGCUGUUUGUGUUGACUUUGUCAAUCUGACACAUAGCCAAAAGCAACACUGGUGUCAGAAUAUAACAGUAAAAACCUGAAAUGUGUUCACCACACCGUUUCCUGACGUCCAGUACAGCGCACGAGCGGGUCACGAGGCCAUUUUGUGGCUCUCGUCUGUUCAGAGGAAAAUCCUCUUUGUCUUCGUAACCUGCGGACGUCAGCUUUUUCCGAGCUACAGCUUAAACCUGAAUAAAGAAGCACAUAGUCCGUGUUUUUGCUUAGAUUUUGUUGUUAGGCUACUCAACUUGUGCGUAAAGAGCAAAUCCCCACGCGAGCUUCAUCUGGGCGCUGGACAGCUGGAGUGGAUCAUCGUCCAGAUUUCGACAUUCAGAUAAUGUUUUUCUUUCCAGGUCUUCAAUUUUAUUUAGAGGAUAUAAUUUAAUGCUUGUAUAUGGGCUGGGAACGAGUCUUUAUGUAGUGUGCUAAAUGUGCUUUAAAGUGGAACCAAGAACAGAUGAAGAUCCAGACGAUGGGAUAUUAUUUAAGUAAUAUUUCAUUUAAUUUAUAAUAUUUAUAUUAAGAAUAAGAUGAUGGCUUUCUAAAAAAAAAAAAAUUUUCAAUGGUAAGUAUGUUACAGAGAGAUCUUCCUAUCCUAAUAAAUAGCUUCCUUUACUUGCAUACUCAUUGUGUUUAAUUUGAUUAUUUUAUCCAUUUUUGCAUGUGAUCAUCAAUCGUCGUUCAAUGGUAAUCUUCCACCAAUAAAGCCAAAUCCAAACUAAAUGGGUUUUAAACUGUUUAUUUACAUUUCAAUUAUACAUGGCUUCAUGAAAUAACCAUCUGGUGAUAUGAGGGGACCACAGGGGCCCAUCGGCACACAUCUCUGUUUAUCUGUGCUGAAUGGGUACUUUAAUAAUAAAUGACCCCCCCCUUUAAAAAUUCAUUUAUUUUGUUGCUGGCUCUGUUGAUGAUUGUAUCAGUUACCAUCUGUUAGGAACAACUUAUAUGAUGGGACAUUAAUGUCUCCGGUCUGUCUGGGUGAGACAAACAACCCUCUUCUAAUUCCUCAUUGGCUGUAGUGGAGGUGGGACAUGAUCAGAUUGGGUAGUGGCAUCUCAUUGGUAAAAAAAAUAAUAAAGAGAAAGGUUAUUAUACACUUACCAAACCAGAUAUUCAGAUAUGUCAAGCUUAUAUUUACCAUAUAGCUCAACCUUAAAACCUUGUGUUAAAAAAAAAACCACAAAUAAAAUUCUUACUCUUAUACUGUCAGAGUCUCGAUCAUAAGCAAAUUAAUAAAUGCAAUGAUAUUUUGUAGGUGAUAGCCAUAUACAAGUAUGUACUAUUUAAAGCAACAGUCUAGCCAGCGUAUCCAUCUGUCUCCAUCUGUGCACUCCACCUUCUGGAGACGAAAGAAUGUGAAAAAUGAAGAUUUACUCAUUGUACCUAAGCUUUGCCCAAAGUAAACUCAUGACUGUCUUGAGGGUGUGCUCGAGCCUUUAUUUACUCCGCCUAGUGAUGCUAUAGACAACAUGUGAAGACAGGGAAACACACGCUUAUCUAGUUUAUUGAAAACAUAGUCACAUGGUUUAAAAAAAAAUGAUUGUAAGUAAGAGGAGGAGGAAGUGAGCACAGAAAAGCGGCAUUCUUACCUGACACAGUUUUACUCUCCCAAUAUGCUCACACUGUUACCAAUGAAUUUAUUUAACACUUCUGUGAACGUGGGCACCUGUCGGAGGAACUGACUCGGCCACAGAGGCCUCACUGAAGGAGAUGACACAAAACGGGACUGUAGCCGGCAAUGGCACUCAUAUGGAUGAACUUAAAAUUGUGAUCGUUGGAGAUGGGGGUUGUGGAAAGACAUCACUGCUCAUGGUCUAUGCCAAAGGAGACUUUCCAGAGAAAUAUGCACCAUCUGUGUUUGACAAAUAUGUCACCACUGUGUCUUACGGAGGUAAAGAUAUUCAGCUGAACCUUUACGAUACAGCAGGUCAAGAAGACUACGAUCGAUUGAGACCUCUCUCCUAUCAAGAUGUAAACCUUGUCAUCAUCUGUUACGACGUGACUAAUCCAACAUCUUUCGACAAUGUCACGAUAAAGUGGUACCCGGAGGUCCAUCAUUUUUGCCGCGACACCCCUAUUAUCCUUAUCGGAUGCAAGACGGACCUCAGAAAGGAUAAAGAGAAGAUGAGAAAACUCAAAGCCUUGGAUAUGGCUCCCAUCACCUACAUCCAGGGCGAAGAGACCCAGAAGCAACUGAACGCUGAGGUAUACCUGGAGUGUUCGGCUAAAUACAGAGAAAACGUAGAGGACAUUUUCAGAGAAGCCACUAAGCGGGCGUUAGCGGCCAGGGCCAAAGCAAGACACGCCCGAAAAAAGAGGAAACGCUGCAGCAUCCUGUGACCACUGCAUAAAACACAUGUUAACUUUUGUGAUAUUUAAUGAAUGUUUAAAACAAAUGAAAAAAAAAUGGCUGAGCCGUCUGAAAGGAUGUGGUUUACAUGCACGGCUUAGUGACUGACGGCGGGAACCACGUGGAUUUUAAUGAACUAAGCCACUUCCUUCUUUGCAUGUUUUUGACUAUACGACCUGAUAAAAUCCAAAGACGGGAAUCCAAAGAGAUGAAAAAUUAACGUAAAUGCUGCUGCUGUUUCAGAAAAGACCACAGACUGAUUAUGGGAUGUCCACAAACAAUUUACACUCAAAAAAAGUUAUUUAACCAAAGCUGGGUUGUUUUAAUCCAUUGUUUGGUCAAAUAUGAACACUUUCUGGGUUAAUUUAAUUUAACCCAACGACUGGGUUUGAUCCAUUAUGACUCAUGAACGGUGUGUAAAAAAUGGCAUUUUUUUAGGGUGUAGUCUGUUGUGAUAGUGCACACAACUACUGAAGUUCACUUGCUUGUACAUCGUGCACUGGGAUGUAAUGUGUUAAUGUUGUGCAAUUUGCAUGAUUUUCAUACACAACAGUUGCUGUUUGUGUAAAAGUUGCACAAAAACCUACUGUGGUUGAACCAUGGUACAGUUAAAGUGUCAAAAAUUUAGAUCUACGCUAUGCUACUUAAUGAAUGCCAUAUUCAUGUACAUUGUGUUUACAUUGAACACCUAUGGUAUGAAUACCAUGGUGUUACCAUAGUACGUGGUAGUACUGUGAUCAUUUUAUGUUAAUGCUGUCUUGGUUUCCAUUAUUUUCUAGAAAUAUGAAUUUGUAGAUCACAUUUCAAAGGAUUUUUAUUCUUUUCAUUUAACAAUUUAUAAAUUAUUUUCAGCCCAGCAUUGGGCCAGAAAGCGAUGAACCCAACCGUUUGAAAUUUAAUUUGACCUGUGUUGGGUUGUUUUAACCUCAAAUAUUAAUAUUUUUAAACCCAAUGGCUGGGUUUAUCCUUUUUUUUUACCCUACAGUGGGUUAACAAAUAGGCCAGCACUUUUUAAAAGUACUCACCUGUUAAAAAAGCAUUUUUAUUCUGUGUAGGCUACAGUGUAAACCAUUUUCUGUCCCACCAAAUGUUUAGAUUGCACAAAUAAACAAGUGAAACCAUAUUUAAAGCUAUAUAGUGUUUGUGUGUGUAUUAGGGCGGCACAAGAUUAAUCGCGAUUAAUCGCAUACAAAAGAAAUGUUUGUGUUUGCAUAAUAUAUUUGUGUGUGUUGUGUGUUAUUAUUAUGAAACACACACAUAUAAAUAUUUAUUUAUUUAUUUUAUUUAUGCAUUUUAUAUAUAUAUAUAUAUAUUAUAUUUAUUUUAUAUAUAAAUUAUUAUAUUUAUUUUAUAUAUCUUCAUAUAUACACAUGUAGAUACAUGCAUUUGUAUUUAUAAAUACAAAAUAAUUACACACAAUGCACACACAUAAAUUAUGCAAAAACAAACUUUUUUGUUUGCGAUUAAUCACGAUUAAUCUUUUGACAGCUCUUGUGUGUAUCCAUUGUGCAUUUGUUUCAUGUUCAAUGUUACAAUCAUCAAAUUCAAUACUGCCAAGAGUCUUUGCUUUUCCUGGCCUAUUUGUCAACGGUGGGUUGACAAAUAGGCCAGCACUUUUUAAAGUACUCACCUGUUCAAAUAAAGUGUUUUUUUGUGUGUAGGCUACAGUGUAAACCAUUUUCUGUCCCAAUCCGUGUUUAGAUUACACCAAUAAACAAGUGAAACCAUA
Molecule: messenger RNA, 4675 nt
Organism: Paramisgurnus dabryanus
Lineage: Eukaryota; Metazoa; Chordata; Actinopteri; Cypriniformes; Cobitidae
Gene: rhof
Product: ras homolog family member F
Biological process (GO): small GTPase-mediated signal transduction
Molecular function (GO): GTPase activity; GTP binding
Source: RefSeq, a predicted model, not a curated record